AUGUGGCACAUCCGCCCCGGCGAGUCCCCCCUCGUCACCGGCACCCACACCCACAUCCGCCGCCGCUCCUCCAACACCCUCCCCCAGCACCCCCCCGCCCCCGCCCCGCCCCCGCCCCCGCCCCCAAAGCCUCCCAAGCACGCACCCGCCGCCAAUCCACCUCCAGCACCACCACCUCCACCUCCACCACCAACCCCGCCCCGCACCGCCUCGACCCCAGCACCGUCUACCUCACCCCACGCAUCCUCCCCCGUCGCAUCCUCUCGCUCAACGAGCCAGGCAGACCGCACGGUGGCCGUCCGCUCCCCACUUCAAACUCAAACCCAAACUUUAGGAGUGCAGCGGAGAAGAACAUCCCGCAAGGACCGCAGAGGAGGCAAAACGGUCUCAAACUCAUACUCGCUGCCCGCGAACCUGACGUCCAGCUACCACACCAGCGCCAGCAGCGCCAGCAAGCGCCCCAACUCGCGCCCACAAUACCACCACCCCACCAGCAGCGGCAUCAGCAGCGGUAGCAACCCGCGCCUGCGCAGCAGCGGCUACAUCCCCAACGUCCGGGUCUCUGCGCCGCAGAACCUCGACGGCGACCUUGGUAGCAGCCCGCUUGAGGAUCGCGAGACACAAUCGUCCAGAAUAGUGCGUAGGAGCUUCAGCAGUACCAGUUAUAGAUUCCUGACGGCACUAGAGCGUCCCGCUGACUAUGACCCCGUCGGGGCGCGAAAGGUGUACAACUACAUGCCGAGCGGGUACUGGGCCGGCCGCAUCAGCUCCAUCAUGGACCGGCUGGCGGCGGAGUUUCCCGAUGUGGCGCUGGCGGACAGGGUCAAGAUGGCGUUUGGGGACUUGUUGGUCAUGGCGUGUGGGCCCGGUGCGGAGCAGUCGUUGAUGGAGUUUAAGAAGGCGUUUGAGAGGAAGAUGAAGGAUGGGAAGAUCUGA
Morchella importuna is the source of this 936-nucleotide messenger RNA. RefSeq lists its product as uncharacterized. The transcript has 3 exons. Lineage: Eukaryota; Fungi; Ascomycota; Pezizomycetes; Pezizales; Morchellaceae. Bases 1 to 936 code for a protein of 311 amino acids. The record is from RefSeq and is a predicted model, not a curated record.